AUGCGGCGCUGCCUCCACCAGAGCCUCCCCCCGGCCUGCCAGGACACUGUGCCCACCAAGUGCCCACUGCUGUACCCUGCCAGACACCCAGCACUGCCCUCCUGGCACUCCAUGCUCUGCAUCUCCCAGCGAGCGCCCCCCUGCGCCCCCCUGCAGCAGCUGAUGCCCCCCAGCCUGUGCCAGCAGCGAGUGCCCCCCUGCGCCCCCCUGCAGCAGCUGAUGCCCCCCAGCCUGUGCCAGCAGCGAGUGCCCCCCUGCGCCCCCCUGCAGCAGCUGAUGCCCCCCAGCCUGUGCCAGCAGCGAGUGCCCCCCUGCGCCCCCCUGCAGCAGCUGAUGCCCUCCAGCCUGUGCCAGCAGCGUGUGCCCCCCUGCGCCCCCCUGCAGCAGCUGAUGUCCCCCAGCCUGUGCCAGCAGCGAGUGCCCCCCUGCGCCCCCCUGCAGCAGCUGAUGCCCCCCAGCCUGUGCCAGCAGCGUGUGCCCCCCUGCGACCCCCGGCGGCAGCCCCUGCCCGAGUGUGUGCCCCAGGGCCUCCUGCAGCCGCCCUCGGUGCCCCUCUGCGUUGCCAGCUGCGUGCCCCGCUGGCGCCGUGCCCCCUCGGGGGUGCCACAGGAGCUGCGUGUGACCCAGGGGGUGCCCCAGCCGCGCCGUGCCCGCUCGGGGGUGCCACAGGAGCUGCGUGUGACCCAGGGGGUGCCCCAGCCGCGCCGUGCCCGCUCGGGGGUGCCACAGGAGCUGCGUGUGACCCAGGGGGUGCCCCAGCCGCGCCGUGCCCCCUCGGGGGUGCCACAGGAGCUGCGUGUGACCCAGGGGGUGCCCCAGCCGCGCUGUGCCACCGAGGGGGUGCCACAGGAGCUGCGUGUGACCCAGGGGGUGCCCCAGCCGCGCCGUGCCCGCUCGGGGGUGCCACAGGAGCUGCGUGUGACCCAGGGGGUGCCCCAGCCGCGCCGUGCCCCCUCGGGGGCGCCACAGGAGCUGCGUGUGACCCAGGGGGUGCCCCAGCCGCGCUGUGCCACCGAGGGGGCGCCGCGGCAGCGCUGUGCCAGCUGCGUGCCCGCCGGCCCCCCCCAGCAGCAGGGCGGCACCGGACCUGUGCCCAGCGGCGUGCCCCGGCGGCGUGCCCCCGGCUCCGGCUCCUGCCAGGCUGCCAGCGCUGGCGCCCCCCAGCGGCCCUGCGCCACCCCCGGUGUGCCACAGCAAGGGGCCAGCAGGUGGGUGCCCAAGUGGAUGCCACAGCAGCAGGGUGCCAGCAAGUGUGCCUCUCAGGAGUGUGCCACCCACUGUGCCCCAGAGCUGUGUGUGACCAAAUGUGUGCCCCAGAGGCUGUGUGCCACCCAGUGUGUGCCAGAGCUGUGUGUGACCAAGUGUGCCCCUCAGCAGUGUGCCACCCAGUGUGUGCCCCAGCAGCAGUGUGCCACCCAGUGUGUGCCAGAGCUGUGUGUGCCCCAGUGUGUGCCCCAGCAGCAGUGUGCCACCCAGUGUGUGCCAGAGCUGUGUGUGCCCCAGCAGAUGUGUGCCACCCAGUGUGUGCCAGAGCUGUGUGUGACCAAGUGUGCCCCUCAGCAGUGUGCCACCCAGUGUGUGCCCCAGAGGCAGUGUGCCACCCAGUGUGUGCCAGAGCUGUGUGUGACCAAGUGUGCCCCUCAGGAGUGUGUCACCCAGUGUGUGCCCCAGAGGCAGUGUGCCACCCAGUGUGUGCCAGAGCUGUGUGUGCCCCAGUGUGUGCCCCAGCAGCAGUGUGCCACCCAGUGGAUGCCACAGCAGGGUGCCACCCAGUGUGUGCCCCAGAGGCACUGUGCCACCCAGUGUGUGCCAGAGCUGUGUGUGACCAAGUGUGCCCCUCAGGAGUGUGUCACCCAGUGUGUGCCCCAGCACAUGAGUGCCACCCAGUGUGUGCCAGAGCUGUGUGUGACCAAAUGUGUCCCCCAGAGGCUGUGUGCCACCCAGUGUGUGCCCCAGCAGCAGUGUGCCACCCAGUGUGUGCCAGAGCUGUGUGUGACCAAGUGUGUGCCCCUCAGGAGUCAGUGUGCCCCCCAGCUGUGUGCCCCCCAGCAGUGUGCCCCCCAGCUGUGUGCCCCCCAGCUGUGUGCCCCCCAGCAGUGUGCCCCCCAGCUGUGUGCCCCCCAGCUGUGUGCCCCCCAGCAGCAGUGCCAGGCAGGAGCAGUGAAGCUCUCCAGCCUCUCCAAGAGGUACUGCUCAGCACCCAAGGGACCCUGGCAGGAGGCUCUUUUCGUUGCUGGGUACCCAGAGCAGGCAGAGGAGCCGCUGAUGGCCCUGCCGGAGCAGCAUCCUCCGGCUCGGAUGCCGCCCUCGGCGCGGCCCCGGCGCCCGCAGAGCCUCCUCCCGCGCCGGACCGAAGAGCGUCGGCAAAGCCCUUCCCAGGACGGAGCCUGA
Molecule: messenger RNA, 2391 nt
Organism: Dryobates pubescens (Downy woodpecker)
Lineage: Eukaryota; Metazoa; Chordata; Aves; Piciformes; Picidae
Product: MAGE-like protein 2
Exons: 3
Coding region: 1-2391 (796 amino acids)
Source: RefSeq, a predicted model, not a curated record